Messenger RNA from Paraglomus brasilianum, 153 nucleotides. The record is from the annotation of a GenBank genome assembly. Lineage: Eukaryota; Fungi; Glomeromycota; Glomeromycetes; Paraglomerales; Paraglomeraceae.
GACUCAAUUCUAUGGGACGAUUCACAACCAUCCUAUAGGACUACAAUUCUAUGGGACGAUUCACAACCAUCCUAUAGGACUACAAUUCUAUGGGACGAUUCACAACCAUCCUAUAAGACUCAAUCCUUGGGACGAUUCACAACCAUCCUAUAG